Molecule: messenger RNA, 1170 nt
Organism: Cryptococcus wingfieldii CBS 7118
Lineage: Eukaryota; Fungi; Basidiomycota; Tremellomycetes; Tremellales; Cryptococcaceae
Product: methionine-tRNA ligase, beta subunit
Exons: 4
Coding region: 1-1170 (389 amino acids)
Cellular component (GO): methionyl glutamyl tRNA synthetase complex
Molecular function (GO): tRNA binding
Source: RefSeq, a predicted model, not a curated record
AUGUCCGCUCAAGCCCAGGAAUUCAUCGCGGCCGCUGUCCAGGCCGACCCUCAGCUCGUCGGCCAGAACGACAAGGACAAGGCUGCCAUCGAGAAGUUGACUGGCGAGACUGAGUCUUUGGUCAAGGAUCUUCCUGCGCUCAACGAGAAGCUCACCCCUUUGACAUACCUUCACGCCAACUACCCUUCCACUGCCGAUGUUGGUCUCUACACCCAGCUCCACCCCUCUUUGAUCUCCGCCCCUGCCACCCAACACCCCACUCUCCCUGCCCUCCUCCGUUACUUCCUCCACAUCCAAUCUCUCCCCUCCGUCUCUUCCGCCCGCUCUUCCCUUCCCAACGCCUACCCCACCCUCGACAUUGACAUUUCCACCCUUACUGUUCCCGAGCGCAAGGCCCCUGCGCCCAAGGUGAAGAAGGAGAAGAAGGCCGCUGCUCCCACUACCGUUGAAGGCGCCGCUGCCGCCGUGACCGGUGCGGCCGGUGCUGUCGCUGCCGCUGCUGCUUCCACUGUCGAGGCUGUCAAGGACGCUGUCGUAGGCAAGCCUGAAGACGCCGCGGCUCAGGGCAAGAAGCAGAAGAAGGAAAAGAAGGAGAAGAAGGAGAAGCCUGCCAAGGCUGCGCCCGAGCCUCCCACCGGCCCCUUGCCUAGCAUGAUUGACAUGCGAGUGGGUAAGGUCCUUGACGUGAAGCGUCACCCCGACGCCGACUCUCUUUACGUCGAGACCAUCGAUGUUGGAGAGGAGGAGCCUCGUACGGUUUGCUCUGGUUUGGUCAAGUACAUGAAGGAGGAGGACAUCCUGGGACAGCAUGUGGUGGUUAUCUGCAACUUGAAGCCUGUCACCAUGAGGGGUGUGAAGAGUUUCGCCAUGCUUCUUUGUGCGAGCUCGAAGGAGGGCAAGGAGGAGGGUGGUGUGCAAUUCGUGUUCCCUCCCGAGGGAAGCAAGGCUGGUGACAAGAUCUACUUUGAGGGCGAAAAGUACGAGAAUGUUGCUCCCGAGGGUCAGCUCAACCCCAAGAAGAAGGUCUUUGAAACGAUCCAGCCCAACUUUACCACUCUCGAGAACCGCGAAGCCGCUUGGAUCGACCCCGAGACCAAGUCGGUCCACCGAAUGAGGACUGCCAACGGCGUGCUCAAGGCGCAGAGCUUUGUCGGUGCUUCUUUGUCAUAA